Messenger RNA from Rotaria sp. Silwood1, 1800 nucleotides. NCBI's taxonomy places the organism in Eukaryota, Metazoa, Rotifera, Eurotatoria, Philodinida, Philodinidae. The record is from the annotation of a GenBank genome assembly.
AUGCAUUUUUAUUCAAGAACAACAUUUGAAAUCUUACCAGAUGAAAUGAUCUUAGAAAUCUGUCAAUAUCUUCAUUGUAGUCAUGUUCUAUAUUCAUUAUUUGAUUUAAAUAUUCGUUUAAAUCAAACAAUAACAUUUUAUUGUCGACAUGUAUGGUUUCGUCGAGCAUCGUAUAAACAAUUACUUUAUAUAUAUCAAUAUGUUUUACCUCGAAUAGGCUCAUCCGUUCUUUCUCUAACAUUACAUCCAUUACAUCAAGCAUCAUUUCCAUCUUCAUUUAAACAUCAAAUAUCAAAUAUAUUUCCAAAUUUAAUAAAUUUAACUCUAACAAGUUGGACAAGUGAAAAUUUAUUAUCAUUCAUAAUUGAUACUUUACACGAAAUGAAAUAUCUACAAAAACUUAUUAUUCAAGAAUUAUCAUGUUCAUCAUCAAUACGAAAUAUAGAUUUUAUUGAAAAAAUUUUUAAUAUAAAAACUAAUUUCUUAACUGAUAUUACAUUUGAUUAUGAUUGUGAUUCAUUUGAUUUCAUAAAUCAUUCUAUAAAUAAUAUUAUAUCUCAUAAUAUUCUUUCGUUAACUAUUCAACUUGAUACAUUAAUGGAUUUAUCAAUCCUUAUUAAUUUUAUACCAAAUAUACAUCGACUUGAUGUAUCAUUUAAAAAUUCAUCAUUAAGAAAAGUAUGUUUUAAUAUUAUACUUCCAUUUCUAAAAGAAUUUUCUGUAUGGGCUGUUCGUUGGUAUUCACAGUUAGUUGAUCUUAAAUCAUUACUUCAAAUCGUACCUUUAAUUGAAACAUUUUCUUUGACAAUAUCUACUCGUGAUUUUAAUUUAAUUAAUGGUACAAAACUUCUUUCUAUACUUCCUUCACAAUUAAAACAGUUUAAUUAUACUGUUUGUUAUUAUCCAUCUAAAAAUUAUGAUUAUUCUAACAUAAAUAUGAUUAAAACAUCAUGGAAAUCUAUUCCUGUUAUAUAUUCAAUCAGUGAUAUUGAUAAACGAAUAUUUCUUCAUACAUUACCAUAUUCUUCAUCUCGUUUAACAAUAAGAUCGAGUUUAGCUAAAAAUAUGCCUAAUAAAGAUAUGCAUUCAAUUUAUUCAAAAAUUGAUCAAAUUCAAGUAUAUAUGAUGAUGAAUCUUUCGGAUACAUUUCCUAUUAUAGGACAAUGUCGUCGUGUACGUGAACUAACUCUUUUGACAGAAAAUGAAUCCAAAAUAUCAAAUUCACAAUUUACAUCUUCAGCUAAUAACAAUAAACCACCUGUAAAACUUCCAUAUCUUGGCCGUCUUGAACUUCUAACAAUUGAAGGUAUUCCAUCUGGUUUACAACAUCUAAAAGAAUUACUUCUUGCUGCACCAAAUUUAUGUGUAUUAGUCAUUGAUUUAGAUUGUUUACUUACAUUACUUGAAAAUAAAGAUGAACCACUUAUUUUAUAUGUUCUUCUUCAUCGACAUAUACUUGAUCUUUGUGUUCGUAUUCCAGAUAAUAAUAACAAUGAACAAACAAAAAAAUCAAAAUUAACUAUUGAAAAAAUUCAUUUUAUUGCACGAAUAUUUACUCGUGUCAGAAAUUUAACAAUAGAUUAUGAAACAUCAGAAGAAUAUAUUGAAUUAAAUAUAAUAAAAUCUAUCAUAAAUGAGUUUAAACAACUUGUUAUAUUUCAUAUCUAUGGUAAAAUUCCAAAUGAUAUGAUGGAGAAUGAUAUUCGACAAUGGGUGAUUAAACAAAGUUCAUUUCGUAUAAAAUCUCUAGACAUAUUUCGAGUAGAAUGUAGUAAUGAAUGGUUUAAAUUAUGGUUAUAA